AGAUCACGUGACGCCGCUAUGGCUGCCGUACAGAAACUGAAAAAAUGUGCGGUGUCUCAGACUGGAAAACACACCGCAUCUGUGAUUUUCCUUCACGGCUCAGGAGACACAGGGCAGGGAUUACGGGCAUGGGUUCGUGACGUUCUGGCACAAGACAUGGCCUUUGAGCAUAUUCGUGUAAUCUAUCCCACAGCUCCAGCAAGGCCUUACACGCCUAUGCAUGGGGCACUGUCUCACGUGUGGUUUGACCGUUACAAAAUCUCACGUGAUUGCCCCGAGCAUUUAGAGUCUAUUGAAGAAAUGUGCAGUAAUGUAGGAGCCGUGGUCCAAGAUGAGAUCCGAGCUGGUGUACCCAAGCACAGGAUGAUUAUCGGUGGCUUCUCUAUGGGCGGAGCCAUGGCAUUGCACCUAGCCUGCAGGUACCACCACGAUGUAGUUGGAGUAUUUGCAUUGUCCAGUUUCCUUAAUAAGGACUCUGUUGUAUAUCAGGCUGUUGAAGAAGCAAAAGGCCAUCACUUACCAGAGCUUCUUCAAUGUCAUGGCACAGCUGAUGAGCUGGUGUCCCAUGCCUGGGGUGAAGAGACUAGCAAGAUGCUGAAGAAUGCUGGCAUGUCUACCUCCUUCCACUCAUUCCCAGGGCUUAACCACCAGCUCUGCCUGGCUGAGAUUGAGCUCCUACGUUCUUGGAUUUUGAAAAAGCUUCCCUCUGAAAGCUUUUCCAAUACCAGGUCGUGAGCUGUAAAGAUUUUCCCUCUACAUAAACCGAUUUUUUAAUAAAUUGCUCUAUUUGCCAUGUA
This is a messenger RNA of Silurus meridionalis, 797 nucleotides long. RefSeq names its product lysophospholipase like 1 (gene lyplal1). Gene Ontology annotation, biological process: protein depalmitoylation. The record is from RefSeq and is a predicted model, not a curated record. NCBI's taxonomy places the organism in Eukaryota, Metazoa, Chordata, Actinopteri, Siluriformes, Siluridae. Gene Ontology annotation, cellular component: cytoplasm. The transcript is spliced from 5 exons. Bases 19 to 735 code for a protein of 238 amino acids. Gene Ontology annotation, molecular function: carboxylic ester hydrolase activity; palmitoyl-(protein) hydrolase activity.